AUGGAGUCACUCGCCGAUGUUGGUCUCGUAACCGUACAGCGGUUUAAGCUUCUUGAAGAAGUAAAACAGCUGGACUUGGUCACAAGCCAAAUGCAAGAAUGGCCAGCGAAUUUAUUUCGUGCCCAGUUUGACCGAUUUGAACUUUGGGCGGUAAAUCUUGGCCUGUUUGUUAUGGGCCAUGGAUCGCUAGACUAUAGAAUUCGCGAUUCUGAAAGCAUGAGAGAGAGCAUUUAUAAGAUGAUACAAAAUCUAAACAGAUCUCUCGAUGAUGUCCUAGAUUAUGUCAAUGGCAACACCGACCAGGGGGGCGAGGACUCCGAUACAGACUCCGAGCUUGAAUCGGAUACUGAUCUGCUGCUUGGUAGCAUCAAAGACCCCAUUGAUCGCUUAUACAAGCUGGCCGUUUGGAUCCGCAAUCCUGCAACAAGGCUGACGUCUUCUAAAGCUCGAAACUACAAGCAGAUUGAUGAAUAUUCCAACAUAGACCUAUUCGAUUCUUAUAAGAAUCAUGACUACGAUUAUGUUAGCUCUCUCUUUUUAGAGUAUGAGAAGCAUAGAGCUUUGCAAGAAAGCACACCAGUCGAAUGCGAAGAAAAAGCUUCAGUUAGUGGCGAUGCAGAAGUUGACAGCAGUGACCAUGUCUGGGAGCCUAUCCAAGGCGUCUUGAGUCUUUACAAGGACAAAGUAUCAAAGGGCGCCGAAUCAUAUCUUGUUCAGCGCAUAGCCCGGGCCAACGGACGCAGGCGACAGCAAUUUGCUUAUUGGAAAAAACAUAAAGACAAACUUCGCGAACAUGCGUCGAACUUUGUGGAAGCUCCUACGCGCCAACUCAUCGAUGAAGAGCAUAUCAUCAACGGCCAUAUGGGCGAGACAAAGACACCUUUAUCAGUCACAACAGCUACCCAAUUACGGCUCGCACAGGCUGCUGGACAAGAUAUUCUUGAAAAAGAGGGCGUGCUUAAGCUUGACGUCUCUGAGUAUGCUCCAUCCGCGUGGAAUCCUAGCAAGGAUACUGUCAGCUUUCCUCCGCCGCCCACAAUCUCUACAUCUGACAGCUUUUUCGAAUGUCCAUAUUGUUUUACCAUUUGCCCUAUUUCUCUUCUGUCAGAGAAAGCGUGGAGGGCUCACGUCAUACGCGAUUUGCGGCCUUAUGUUUGUACUUAUGAGCAAUGCCUAAACUCUGAGCAGCUGUAUGACACUCGUGACGACUGGAUUCAGCAUGAGAUGUCUACGCACCAAAGGGUAUUCCGCUGUUUCGAACACGAAGAAGAAGUAUUUCCUACAUUGGCAGCAUAUGAAGGACAUGUUCAGGCUUGUCACAAACACAACGCAGUCUCUGCAAAGUUUGCAACCUCAACUAUGAAACAUGUCCAUCGAAGCUGUCCUGUUUGUUCGGUAGCGCUGAGGUCGAUGCAAAAGCUACAAAGCCAUAUCGCUCUUCACCUCGAGCGAUUUGCCAUGUUUUCCUUACCGCGACAUACAGAGGGUUCUGAGGACAGAGAGACUGGUAGCAACGUAUUUACUGAUCACUCAGAAAAUGAGGAGUCUUUUAAAAUAGAUCUAGACCUGGAAUCGAAUGUCGCUGAUGAGUCCAGGGACAAUCAACCCAUGCCUCCAACCAGUAUGAAGAGUGGAAUCCCUUCCAUCUUCACUGAGGACGAAAGCAGCGAUGAAGACAGAAAGGUGCUGCAUUGUGCAGUCUCCGGGUGCAACAAGACCUUCAAGUUCUCCAAGGAGCUUUCAUAUCACAAGGUCACUGAUCACGAAAUCUACAAGAAAGCAUUGUUCUGUGAGUUCUGCAUCGGAGCUGGUUCUAUGACUGACACGUCCUUCCCCGAUCCGGAUUACUGGAUGAGACACCUGAGAGAUAGCCAUCAUAAGUGUACCACUUGCUACAAGACCUUCAGGAACGAUCAAGCCUUUAAUGAUCAUCUGAAUCAUUGUUCGGGGCCUCCGCUACGGGAAGAGGGCAUUGCGCGCACGAACCUGAAGGAGUCCCGCGUCGACCGCCUCCCCCUUCAAGACUCGAAAAGCCACGAUGAGGAGGACCUUGAACACGAAGCCCAGAUACAGCGUCUGGCUGCGCUCAUGAAGGAUCUGGACACCGCCGGAGGAAGCCGCCGAAGCCGCGUCGUCUAUGACGAUAGCACUUAUCGGUACGACGAUUCUCCUAAACAAGUCCAGGAUGGUACGCAUCCGCAACUGGAGUCUACGGCUCCCUCAGUUCAUUCAGAAUUCGAACUCACAGAGAACACUCCACCGGUUUCUGAGGCGCUUCUGCCCAUCUACAGCCAGCUCCUAACUCUUAAAAAAAAUCUCUUCAGAGUUAGAAACACUGGUGGCGUCUCUGCAGGCAGUAGAGAGCUUUUACCUUACAACAUGAAGCUUAACUCUAUCGAUAACCAAAGGGUAGAGGGCAAGUUUGUUGUUGAUGGCGAUGUUCCUGAAGGCCAAGACCGUGUCAAUGAGCUCCUUGCCGAGUGUUUCGACCUCAGCCACGAUAUGAGGGCCAAAGCAGGCACACCAGAGCACUCACCCCAGCCCGUGUCUGGUAACUCUGUCGCUAGCGACUAUCUUGAUGCCGACCGUCACGAUGAGAUGGCUCAAAUCGCAAUUUCGAGCCGCCAGGAGUUGGCUGGCAGAGACAAGCAAGUAACUAAUUAUACAAAUAAAGUAAAAAGCCAUUUCCAGGAUAAGCCUGAGAUUUAUGAACGAUUUCUCGACAUCUUACAAGUCCAUCAGAGAGAACAAAGCCAGGCACAAGAUCUUGUCUCUCAAGUGACUACCAUCUUUGACUCGGCACCUGAGCUCUUGGAGGACUUUAAAACGAUCGUUUCGAAGCUUAACAGCGGUGUAUCCGAUUCAGAAGAUAAACAGCGCCGUGGCGCCGUCGAAUUUAACGACGCGAUUAGAUACGUUAACAAAGUCAAACUCCAUUUCCAUGACAAGCCUGAGAUUUAUGAACAAUUUCUCGAGAUUGUAAAUACUUGGCAAAGAGAAAAACAUCCAGUCAAGGAUAUCUACACCCAGCUUGGGACACUCUUCAAUUCUGCACCUGAAUUGUUUGAGGAAUUUGACAUAUCAUAUUUAGAGCAAGGUGCAGCUGCUGGAUCCAGCUACACCUCUCAGCUACACAAAUCUGCUCACAUGGGGAGUUCUCCUGAGCAAGUCAAGGAUGGUACGAAUCUGCAAGAGGAGCCUCAAAUCCCUCAAAUGGACAAUCAUGACGACGAUGAAUCAGAAAAUCGGGAUGGACUCUCAACAACUGAAAAAUUUAACUCACUGGAAGUGGCCGAAGCCGCCAUGGCAUCUGGAGAACUCCCCCAAACUGUCUUGGAGAACUCUGAGAAUAUCAUACAGUCGAAGCCUCUUUUAGUAGGCAAGAGCAGCGAACUGGUCCAGCCGGCUCUACGGGGCCACGAUCGGCCCUCAAGCAUGCCUGGUAGCCCUCAAGAUGCCAAGGCCGUUUCCUCUGAUUCCAAUCCAGAGCAUGCCCAACACCUCCUUUCGGACGUCCAACCUCCUGCCGCUAGUGUUGAAAGCGAUGCCGGAUCUAAAUCUGGCCACAUGGGGAGUUUGACUGAGCGUGCCGCGGAGUGGACGGAUGAGGACGAAGCUACACUAACCCAAACCGUAAGAGAAGCAAAGAAACUAGUUGAAGAAGAAGUAGAAACGUUUGGCCUUAUGUGGAGAUCACUGGACAACGAUGUUGAGAGAGAAAUUGAAUUGGAGAAUGAAGAUGGGCAUGGCGGAUCAGAAGCACUAGACUUGGCACGGAAAAUGGGAUUUGACAGGUUGGAAGUUGAAACGCUUAAAGAUCAGUUCGACAAGGAAACCUUAAGCGGAAUGAAAAUCGAAAGGGCGCGAGACCUGUCAACUAAAAUCAGAUCCUGGGAUUUGAUUUACGUGCAAAAGGUCAUAAAAGAUAUACAAGCGAAUCGGGAAAAGCGGGAAGCGAAAAGGGAACUGGAGAAGCUUGAAGCAGAGCAUAAAGCGGCUGUUGAUGAGCUUGACAGAAAGUCAGCGGCAUUGGAAGAAGCCAAAAGAAAGGCAAAUGAAGCUGAUGAGAAAGGAGGAGCAGAACCAGCCCCCAUCAAGUUUAAAGAUGCUGUCGGCCGAAAGUUUAGCUUCCCCUUUCAUUUGUGUAACACUUGGCCGGGCAUGGAAGAAUUGAUAAAGCAGGCGUUUCUGCAUGUCGAUGUUAUAGGACCUCACGUCCAGGAGGGCCACUAUGACUUGAUUGGCCCUAACGGCGAAAUCAUUCUCCCAGUUGUUUGGGACAGAAUAAUUGAGCCGGGCUGGGAUAUCACUAUGACCAUGUGGCCCCUUGAUAAAGCUCCGCCUGUCAGUGGCCCUAAACUGCCUCCGGGGAUGCCAUCAUUAUCGCCGAGGCCGGAUAGUCAUGGUCCUCCGCCGCCGACGAUUGGAAUUCCACCGCUCGGUCGACCACGGCCUGGUAUCCCAGGGAUGCCAAUGCCGCCUCCGCCUCCACGUGGGCCACCAGGUAUAUCUCCCAACAUUAAGAUAGUGAACGCUGCGCCACAACAAAAGAAGAAGAGCAGCUCCAGCAGCCGCAAGCAAAACACUUCCAUGCUCAAUUUCUUAUCUGGAAACGUCCCUGCCAAAAAGAAGGGACCCAAAAGGGAAUCAGACAAGGAUGAUCCUGGGUCCCCAAUUAGCCGUCCCGACAACAGAUCAGAUGGCGACGCAGAAAACAGCGGCGCAGAAAACAGCGACGCAGAAAACAGCGACGCAGAAAACAGCGAAGCGGAAAGGCGCAAUGCGGCGGAUACCGCUGUCAUUAACGCCGCUUCAAUACAGUUGGCCAACAUUGGUGCCGAGUUUCGAUUGAUAUUGCGCCCCUUAUGUUUGGACUACAUUGAUGCGCCCCCAAAAGACCCUAAGAAGCGGGAGGAUGAAUAUAAGAAAUUAUCUGAAAUUGUCAUACAGCGAAUUCUUUUGAAAUUGGAUAGCAUAGAAACUGAGGGCAUUCAUGAGAUUCGCCAGAAACGAAAAGAACUCGUUCGAGAAAUCCACGAGAUGCUCAAGCGACUGGACGCCGCAAAGGCAUCAUCGGAGGCGGAAGGUGAAGAUGCGGCUGAAAUGUCUGAGAAAGAAGAAGAGGAAGAAGAAGCGGAUGGAAGCGAGAGGGCGGCUCGAGUCCAACUACAGAAACUUGCGCAAGCUAACGCAGAUUUUUGGCCUAGCAUGCCUAACAAGCCCAUGGACAAGGCAGAUGAAACUCGAAAAGACGCAGACAUGAACAUAGAAGAUGUGGCCCGUUUGAAUGGUCGGAAUAGGCCACUGGAGACAGAUGGAAAAGUAAACUUGGAGGAAGUAGCUGUAAGAGAGGCUGAAGCAGUAGUCGCAGCCGCAGCAGGGACAGGAACCAACGACAGCGCUCCAGGAAUGAUAUAUAUACGGAGGUCUAAAAAGUCUAUGCGAGAGUAG
This is a messenger RNA of Trichoderma gamsii, 5451 nucleotides long. RefSeq lists its product as hypothetical. Gene Ontology annotation, molecular function: protein-folding chaperone binding. Gene Ontology annotation, biological process: regulation of DNA-templated transcription. Lineage: Eukaryota; Fungi; Ascomycota; Sordariomycetes; Hypocreales; Hypocreaceae. The transcript has 8 exons. The coding region runs from base 1 to 5451 and encodes 1816 amino acids. The record is from RefSeq and is a predicted model, not a curated record.